AUGCUCCCAUCUGAUGUUCCUUGCAUGAACGCCAACUCUGCGUCCAAACAGCAAGGGCUAAAGAGAAAGAGGACUAGUACUACUGCUACCAUGGCAAAUAACUCGCACUCUACUAAAGAGCAUGUAGUGGCGGAAAAGAAAAGAAGAGAGAAGCUUAACCAAAGGUUUAUAGCUUUGUCUGCUAUAGUUCCAGGCCUAAAAAAGGUGGACAAGGCUUCAGUUCUUGGGGAUGCCGUAAAGUACUUGACACAGCUUCAAGAGAAGGUGAAAACACUUGAGGAACGAACUACGAAGAAAACAGUAGAGUCGGUAAUCUUUUUGAAGAAAACUCAAAUGUUUGCCGAUGAGAAUGACUCAUCUUCCUCGAGUGAGAACUCCGUCGCUGGACUCAUUAAUGAUGAAACACUACCUGAGAUUGAAGCAAGAGUUUCGCACAAGAAUAUUUUGAUAAGAAUUCACUGCGAAAAACAUACCGGAGUGUUGGUUAAAAUACUUUCACAGAUUGAGAAUCUACAUCUUUCUAUUAUAAGUUCAAAUGCCAUCCCAUUUGAUGAUGAUUCAUCUCUCGCUAUAACUAUAACGGCACAGAUGAAUGCUAAAUAUAGUAUGACAGUAAAGGAUCUUGUUAAGAGCCUGCGGUCAAUUGUUUAA
Papaver somniferum (opium poppy) is the source of this 651-nucleotide messenger RNA. RefSeq names its product transcription factor NAI1-like. Bases 1 to 651 code for a protein of 216 amino acids. The transcript is spliced from 3 exons. The record is from RefSeq and is a predicted model, not a curated record. NCBI's taxonomy places the organism in Eukaryota, Viridiplantae, Streptophyta, Magnoliopsida, Ranunculales, Papaveraceae. Gene Ontology annotation, molecular function: protein dimerization activity.